AUGGUGCACCAAUCCCCAGAACCAGUAGUGCAGCAAGUAUGUAACUUCAUGUCUCACGAAAAAUGUUUGAAGAAUGUGAGGACUCUUUGCUCGUGUCUGGCAGCAAACCUUGUGAAGAUUCCUGUGGCGCACUGUCUUGGGGCUCCUGGACAGUACAAAAAGAAAUUUUGCUCUGUAUGUAGAAAACAACUGGAGGAGACUCCUGCAAUACGAUGUGAAGUGUGUGAGUUACACGUCCACACAGACUGUGCAGCAUUCGCAUGCAGUGACUGCCGACGAUGUCAUCAAGAUGGACAGCACGAUCAUGAUUUGUAUCACCAUCACUGGAGGGAAGGGAAUCUCUCUUCUAAUGCACGUUGUGAAGUCUGUAAGAAAUCAUGUGGUUCCUCGGAAGUCCUGUCAGGCAUGCGAUGUGAAUGGUGCGGGACUAUGGUUCAUGUUGGCUGCUACAGUUUUCUCACAUCAGAAUGUAACUUUGGAAGACUAAGGUCCAUGAUUCUUCCUUCAAACUGUGUGCGUUUGUGUUCUCGCAAUUUCAGCAAGUUCCAUUGUUUUCGUAUAUCAGAGAGUCCUCAGAUGGAACAAAAUGAUGAUGAAGACAAUGAUGUUGAUAGUGGAAACAGUGGUUCAUAUAAAGACUCACAGUCUGCUUCUACACCUGAUUCUGGUAAGCAAUCCUUGAAACUUUUUGAUGGGAAUGACACCAUCAAGCGGAACCUAUUUCGUCUUAUUACUGUACCUCGCAUUUCAAAAAUAGAAGAAGCAGUGGAUGCUGCUCUGCGAGCAUACUAUAUUCCUGAUGAUCCUCAGGAUUAUGAGCUCCAAACCUUCACCCAGGAUGUUUCCUCUAGUGAGGAUAUUAUCAACAGUAAUGGAAAUCCUGGAGAAACCAGGAACCAUUUGGUGUUUCGUGACACCAUACCUGAAGCUUGGGUACUACGAGCAAAACCAAAGGAUUCUGAAAUAGUAAAGAUUUACCCUGGAUGGCUAAAACUUGGCGUGGCCUAUAUCUCAAUGCCUAUAAAUAAAGAAACUAUAGUUGAAGCAGUUAUCAAGGAGGUUCUUUUCCAGCUAGGACGGCAGGACGAAAACCCCGAUGAUUUCCAAUUGAUAGAGAUAUUCAUGGGUUGUAAAGAAGUCCAGCGAGUGGCACUCUAUCAUCAGGAACUGUUUCUUUGUAGACUUCAACAUAUUAGAAAGACAUCAAUUCGACAAAUGAAUCAGACCCGGUUUUAUAUCACAAAGAACAAGAAUUCAGUGGUGCAGAUCAUACUUUUGGUUAUAGGCCUCCCACCUAAGCUGUCUGAGGAAGAUUAUCUCGCCCUCCUGAAGAAGCACUUAGACAUCAAAAGUAACCUAAUAUCUCUAAGUUACGUUUACGCAAUUCAAGGUGCAGUCGUACUGGAUAUCUCGUGCUUUACAGAAGCAGAGAGGAUUUACAUGCUAGUUAAAGAUAUUAUUAUCCACGAUAAACAACUCACAUCUAUCAUAAUUCCUGAAAUUCGGUACAAGCAGGUGCCGCAGGACUGUUGUCCUCUCCUUCUCUUCGUGAAUCCAAAAAGUGGGGGCCUUAAAGGCCGGGAGCUGCUAUGCAGCUUCCGAAAACUGCUGAACCCACAUCAGGUCUUUGACCUUUCUAAUGGAGGACCUCUGCCUGGACUCCACACAUUCCGCCAUGUUCCAUAUUUCCGAAUACUGGUUUGUGGAGGAGACGGAACGGUUGGCUGGGUUCUUGGUGGACUGGAAGAACUCCGAUUUAAACUGAGCUGUUCAGAACCUCCUGUGGCUAUAUUACCGUUGGGAACAGGCAAUGAUUUGGCAAGGGUGCUUCGCUGGGGUCCCGGUUAUAGUGGAGAUGAUCCCUAUUCCAUUCUGUUGGCUGUCGAUGAAGCAGAGGAGAUCCUGGUUGAUCGUUGGACAAUCCUGUUAGAUUCCCAGGAAGCUGUCGAUGACCCUGAAAAUGGCAUUCCAGAGCUCGAGCCACCAAAGAUUGUACAGAUGAACAAUUAUUGUGGUGUUGGAAUUGAUGCAGAGUUGAGUCUGGACUUCCAUCAAGCAAGGGAAGAAGAUCCGGACAAAUUCAAUAGCAGAUUUCAUAACAAAGGUGUAUAUGUCAAAGUUGGACUGCAGAAGAUUAGCCACACCCGAAGCCUUCGCAAGGAUUUGAAGCUACAAGUUGAUGAACGUGAAGUAGAGCUUCCAAAUAUUGAAGGCCUGAUCUUUCUUAACAUUCCCAGCUGGGGGUCUGGAGCAGACUUGUGGGGGUCUGAUAAUGACAGCCGGUUUGAUAAAUCCAAGCUUGAUGAUGGUAUACUUGAAGUCGUUGGGGUUACCGGCGUAGUACAUAUGGGACAGGUGCAAGGUGGAUUGCGCUCUGGAAUCCGUAUUGCACAGGGGACAUAUUUCCGUCUCACGCUGUUAAAACGACUUCAUAUGCAAGUUGAUGGAGAACCAUGGAUUCAGCCACCAGGACAUGUGAUCAUUUCUGCAGCAGGACCAAAGGCUCGCAUGUUGAGGAAAUGCAAACAGAAACAAAAGAAGCAGGCGGGAAGUUUCAAGGAGGCACGUUCAGAAAGCAUAGCAACCAAUGAAAUGGGGAACUGAGAAAACACGCCUGUACUAAUCUGGAACAAAGCUUAAUAUGUCUUACUUGUUUGCAGUUAAUUCAUCAGAAGUUUAGCUCCAUAAAUCAAGGGAUCGGUCAUUGUAAUUAUUACAUUUUGCAAAGGUUUGCAUUGUGAGAUUGUUUUGACCAUUUCCCUUGAAACGCUUAUGUUGCUUAUGUUGCAAUCAAGUGCCUCAUAGUUCAACAGUAACCUCAUAACCAGGUGCUGACUCAUCAGUCAUUUUUUAACCAAUCAAUGUUUCGCUUUCUCCGAUAAAUUGGCUUGUUAUCAAGAUAUCAUUGAUAAAUCGAGAGGCAAAGCAUCUUUUACAUUUUUUGUAAUCACAGCAAAUGCCUCACUUUGAAGCCGUAUUCCGAAUUGUUUCAUCGUACUUGGAAAUGGGUUACUGAGUUGAGUCUUAACUUACAUAAACUUGUGCAAUUGAUGGGUCUGAGAGAGCAUCUCACUGCGCAAGAUCCUAGCUCAACAAACACUCUUGGUGUGAGCAGACCAAGGCUGGCGAGUUGAAAUUCAGUCAAUUCUCAGUUGGAACAUUGCUUACUUGGUUCUCAAGGAGUUUCAAUCGAGAACCAGGACCCUUUGAAAAAUUAUUCUGAGUGCAUUAUAGAUACAAUAGCUUCUUACAGGAGAAAGACAUUCAGAGUUCCUUAGUAUUUGUUUACCUCUGAUGUUUUAAAUUAACACAGUGGAACUCUGAGCAGAUUUUUAUAUUUGAGCUUACUAGAGUUGAUCUAAAGUGAAUAGCUCUCUUAUACCUUAUCAAAGACAAAUGUGUUUAGAAAGAAAAUAGUUUUAUGGUGAAAGAAUAUUUAUGGGUAUUAGUACAUUCAGGGAUAUUUUGUGAGCACAUGGAUAGAGUAAGAAGUUUGCAAUGCUGGUUAAGCAUUCUAACAUACACAAUAGUGACCACACAACAAACAAGCAAUAUAUUUUGACACCUCCCAAUGUGUCCCUCCUUUUAUAAAAUUACUGUAAUAAGAACACUAUUGUGGUAAAAAUCCAGGAAAACAUUUGACACCAUCAUAACUUCUGCCUGGUUUACACUGCUGGAAGUGAGGUGACAUUGCUUCCAGCAUUAGAGUAAUGUGGAGCAAAAAGCCUGAGUUAUAUUUCUCACGCCCAUUUGCUUUCCCCUGUGGCUGAGGGGAGAUCUGCAAUUGCUUAACUAAGUAAAUCUCUGCAAAUAGCACCGUGUAAAUUGAACUUUAAACUUCACAGAUCAUGUACCUUGCAACCUAUGUUGAGAUUUGAGAUCCUGUUGUGUUGACAAAGCUGUCAGAUAAUAUUUAAUCAUUCCAAUCAGGUUUGUGUGAAAUACUGCACAAAUAUGUAAUAUGUAUUAUAAAUUAAUCCCUACCCAGACAGGACAGCUACAGACAUGAUGAGGAUCGUGAUGAGGGUCUGUGAAAUGUGCCUAAACAUAAGAUGAACACAUUUGUGACAUAAACCCCAGUGGAAGUCAGUGAAUUCAUGCUCUGUAAUUGAUCACAUAAUGUCGUUAUGGCCAGUUAUAAAGUUAUAAAUAGUGUUUUACCUCCCAAGGGUUAGAAUUGUUCAUUGCCAGAAAUUGCAAUACUGUGCCAAUUUUUUCACUAAAUGCCUACACUAUGCUGUGUAAAUAAUAGUUUACAGCACAUCACAGAAUCAUCUAGUGAAUUCUACUCCAACUUGUUUCUAUUAAAUUGCUGUUUGAAUUGGCUGCACACUUUUUUCAAAACUUAAGAGCACACACAGGUUGGUGUAGCUGUACAGAUUACAUGUGGUAUUAAAAUCUGAUAACAGAACUUAGAGCAACAGCUCAAAUGAUGUGCCCAGGUACUAACCUGCUUGGGAAGUCACUUACAAGUCAUCUCUCUCUCUGACAUGUAUACAUUCUUCCCUGGGAGAAAGGAAAAUGAAACCAAAAUAAUGGCAGUAACUGGCACACUUUGGGUUUUACAGUGAUGCAAAGAGGAUAGUUCCUGCAAAACAAUGUUUUGAUCCGUAGCACUCUGUUUACACGAUAGAAAAUAUAUUGCUUAUAAGCUUUCAAAUUGGCUCAAGACCUUUGCUCAGCUUGGGCUUGUUUUGACCUUAAACACAUGUGACAAACCCACUUGUGUGAAAUUAUGUUUCAGGAAUGAUUUCUUAUCUAGAUACUUAAUAAGUAAGGUGGAUACAGUGCUGGGCUACACUGAGGUAUGACCUGUUGAUUACGAGAGAUUAAUGAAAUGUUUGAAUUAUGUUGUAUAUUUUUUGAAUAACUUCGCUCAUUCCCUGAGUAGAAUUCUUACUGGAAUCUGAUUCACUGUCACACAUGUUUAAAUGAUGCGUGGGCUGAAAUAUCAGUCGGUAUUAUAUCUAACCCCUUUGCUGAUGCAAAAUUAUAAUAGGGCAAUCUCAUCAGCGAUUAAUAUCAACAAAGGUGCUUUGCAUAACUGACCAGAAUUUCAAACUAAGGAACUGAAAGUACUGGAAUCAGUGUUAUGAGAUGAUUUUACCAAGCUAAUCAUAGUUAGUGGUUCACAUUAUAUACUGUACACAUUUAUUGAAAGAAAGUUAAAAAUAUAAUUUCUAAAGCAGCCAUGGCAACAAAGUACUGUGUACUAAGGAACUAAUGUUUUUUUUUGCAGGAACUGAGUUCUAGCAUUUUUCUGAUAUUGCAGCACUUCCAAGGAAUAGAAGUUGGAUCCCUUUGGGAAAUGAAAACGAUUUCUAGCUCCCAAAAUGUUUACAUUUUUAAAUUCUAAAGUUUUCUUUCAGUAAUGUUAGCACAUUCUGGAAUAUAUAGUAACAUUUGUACCUCUUGAGUUGUCAGAACCAAUUUAUUUUAUUACAAGUCUUUAAUAGAUCACUUUAUUUUAACGGUUUCAAUUUUAAAUUUCUUGGGGAACAAUUGUGUAGCAGCUAUUUUUUUUAAUUUAAUGGAAAAUGUAUUCCCAAAGGUAUUGAGUUGCUACAGUUUCUAACUUGGUUACAUUCUAAAAUUCUUGUUUUAUAGCAAAAUAAUGAUCCCAAUCACAUCUGCUAUUAAAGCCAAUGAUGUGAGUAUUUAUCCUCCGUUUAUAGCCUACAGAUACACAGACAGUACACUUCACUGCAACUCCUGUAACUCCCUUAAAACAUCUCUGUAUAAUAAGGAGCUCUGUCUAAUGGGAAGAUUUUAUUAAUAUAGAUUUAUGAAAGAUCCUGACACAAUUUUUGUUAAUGGUAAACCACAAAUUAAUAUCGUGGUCAUUAUCAUUCAGAGGAUGGGAAGUCCAGACUUAAAUGAAGUCUGGGGGGUCAGUCUUCUGGAUCACUGAAGCUUGUAGGUACUACAAUUAAUUGCGUGACAGCCAGUAACUCUUCCCCAUUUUGUCACUGGUCAUGUUUGCCAUUGUUUGGCAGAAGGGAUGUUAGCAGUAUGUCAGACAUAUCGCAUCAUUUGCCUAAAACCUAUCAACCUUAUCAAUAUUUGAAAUGAAUGUAAGAAUGAAGAAAAUGUAUUCAGCUCAUCCAUCUUUAUCCGUUUCUUCCUUCAGAAACUAAACCAUUUUCAUUACAAAUUCCAUCCUUUUAUUAAAGGACAAAUCAGCCAUUUUUUUCAUUUGCCUUUGUAAUACUUUUCUUGUUAAAACUCAUUUGGAUUAAGUCAUCCAGUGUUGUUUUUGAUUACAUUAUGGUACAGCAUUAAAAACAUUCAGUUUCUGUAUUGCCUCCAGAAAUAGAUACUACUGUUUCAUAUAGAGAUUGUGAGUGUUGUCCUGUGAACAUUGUAAUUUUAUCUCUGUUGGGUAGUGCUUGUAUUUCUUUAAUGGAAUCCAGUCACAAGGUGCAGAUGCUUGGUGUAAUACCAUAAUUCAUAAAGAAUUGUUUAUUAGGCAAUAUGACAAUACAGUACUUUCAGUAUUGACUUACUCAAACAAGCAAACAUGAAAAAGGUAGAAUUUAAACAGAACAAUUUUCUGCUCAAAGUGCCAGUAAUGCCAACCAAACAAUCCUUGAAUUACCAUUUCAUGUCAGGGCUUUGAUGAGUUUUGGGAUUUUUUCUUUUAGAGUGCUGGAAUCCAUAAGAACUGCCAAUGUGUUCAAUGUGUUGAAAGCAUCUAUGGCCUUUGUCUAAAACUUGUUGGAUGUGAAAGUAUACUGUUUACUUGUGGAAACGAUUUCUUCCUGUAGUUUGUCUUAUGCAAUGUUAGUUCUCGAGUUUCUGUUUUGUAGCCUAAGCAGUGGGAAGACCUCUUGCACACAAGUUUUGUGUUGUGCUACUCGUGGUUCAUUUGUCGAUGACCUAAGUAAGGACCAUAUCAUUCCACCACCUGUACUAAAAUUAGAAUUUGCGUCCUUUGAUGUUGACUACAUCAGUUGUGUAUAUUUUGAAGUGAUAAGGUAAAUGAUUUGCUUUUGUUGUAAAAAUUUGCACUGAAAGUGUGACAUAUAAUCACUUAUUCUGAAUGUAUUGUUCAAUAGAGACUUAUGGAAAGAAUUCCAACAUUUCUGCAAUUUAAUAAAACCAAAUUUCUAUG
This is a messenger RNA of Callorhinchus milii (elephant shark), 7114 nucleotides long. Its product is annotated as diacylglycerol kinase theta. Lineage: Eukaryota; Metazoa; Chordata; Chondrichthyes; Chimaeriformes; Callorhinchidae. The record is from RefSeq and is a predicted model, not a curated record. The coding region runs from base 1 to 2604 and encodes 867 amino acids. The transcript is spliced from 23 exons. Gene Ontology annotation, molecular function: ATP-dependent diacylglycerol kinase activity. Gene Ontology annotation, biological process: intracellular signal transduction; lipid phosphorylation; diacylglycerol metabolic process.